AUGCAAUAUUUCGUAAUUCAUACCGACGAUGGCACCGGGCAUUGGAGACAAAAGCGGUGUACGUCGUAUCAUAUUCAGCUGAUGCUGUCGUUUAUUGGCGUCAAGCAUGCCCACACCCAGCAAGUUAUCGACCGGCUCAUGACGCAGACAAACUGGAUACCCGACGAUGAGCAAAUGAACUUGGCCUUUCUUUUGACGAAAAUUCGCCAGCUGUUAGUUGACCUUCACUACGCCAUUCCCAUGUCCGAUCUAGAAAUGGCGUGGCGCAUCAUGAACAGAGAAGAAUCCAUCUGCAUUUUGCUGGGUGGCACGUCUGGCUGCGGUAAAUCCACACUAGCUAGUCUUUUGGCGCAUCGCAUUGGCAUUACGACGGUUUUAUCCACGGAUCAUGUGCGUGCUUUGCUUCGAGGUUUCGACGCUGAAAAGUCCUCACAGUUAUUGUGGGCAUCCUCCUACCAUGCAGGUGAAACGCUGGGAAGUAGUCAAGAGCCACUGAAUAUUUUAGCGGGCUAUGAAGCUCAAAACGAUCUAUUGCUGGACACGUUGGACAAGAUGAUUUCAAGUUUCAACGAACGAAAGGAAUGUCUCGUGAUUGAGGGUGUAGCGCUAUCCAUUGAAAACAUGCGAAAGCUCGUUCAAAGACAUAAAAACUGCAUUCCAGUGCUCAUCUACAUCAGCAAUAAGCAAAAACAUGCGGAACGAUUCGCCAUUCGUGCAAAAUACAUGACGGUCGCGCCUCGUGCCAACAAAUAUAUCCAUUACUUUGAUAAUAUUCGCCUGAUACAAGAAUACCUGUGCCAACAAGCGGAUGAAUGGAUGAUUCCCAAAAUAAAUAAUACCAACGUGGAUAGAAGUUUGGCUAUUUUACAUACCACCAUGAUCAACGUUUUAUCUCGCAUGCAAACCCUUAAAAAGAGUUGUCUCCUUGAAGAAACGUCGGGAAAACCACAAUUGCUGUACGAAGAGUUUAGUAAAGUCUACGAUCUGACAUGGAGUUCAAAGAAAAUGCUUCGCAAGAUUCGUCAAAAUACUGGUAAAUCGCACAAUGAAUCGAAUGCCGUCUCCAUCAAUCGAUCACACAGCCUUCCUCUGCCGCGGCCUCAGACCGAUGACCAUGGCUCCCCUAUAUCGUCAAAAAGGAAGUCGUCCGUUCAGCGCUCCAAGAUCCCUCUAUCCGUUACAUCGAAAAAGGGCGCUUCCGGUCAAAAAUAUUUGGAAUUAAGCCCCUCCAGCAGCACACCGGAUUCUCAGCGAUUAUAUUCAAACGAUCUGGAACACCUCGAUGAGACAGCUUGGGGCAGUUUAGCAUCUUAA
Molecule: messenger RNA, 1314 nt
Organism: Radiomyces spectabilis
Lineage: Eukaryota; Fungi; Mucoromycota; Mucoromycetes; Mucorales; Radiomycetaceae
Exons: 8
Coding region: 1-1314 (437 amino acids)
Source: RefSeq, a predicted model, not a curated record